ACCCAGCUACUUGGACUCGUCCUGCGUCACAUGUAUGCAAGAUUGUGUUGCGUUAACUAGACGGCAAGCGCAGCUUCGGAGUUCCUCGAAUUUUCUGCGCUUUUUUACGUCAGUUUCUACCCAAUUUUGGUUGUCAUCGGUGGCAGAACAUCAUAAGGAGGAAUGCCACGUCGACGUAAGAAUAAGACUUCUGCUGAAUUGAUGAGGCUGAAUGCCUGGAAGGGACAACAGGAAACAAAGACAGCUGGUAAGCAGGAAUUGGAGGCCUUGGUUGGCGUUCGAGCACCCUGAAAAAACCAUGGACCAGUACCUGUCUCGUGAUGGUCGAAGCAUGCAGAAUCGUCAUCCAGCAGAUCUUGAAGCAUGGGCCACACAGGUAGAAAUAAAUGCGAUGUCUUCACUACUGGGAAGACGCAUCUUUGUGUACGGUAAGCAUGGCUUUAACAUUAAGUGGGAAUGGAUGAAGUACCCAUGGUGUGAGAGUAAUACAAGCAUGUUAGAUGGUAGAAAUGCUAUAUACAUGCAACAUACGAAUGGUAACCAUUUUGAUGUUGUCACAGCAACAGUUUUCAACAAAAGACAGACAAGGAGUAUGUCGCGGCGCCACAGAGAGGAAACUACAGAAGCCUCACAAGUUGCCUGCAUCAAGAGAAAGACUGUGCUGAAUGCCAAUAAUGAUGACGACGACCGGAAAAGGGUCAGACGAGACCGAGAAAGGAAACGGUACCAGGAGGAUCCGGAAUAUGCCAAGGCCCAACGGGAUGGAAAGAAGACUCGAUAUCGCUAUCACACUGAUGAUGACUAUAGUAAUAAGAUGAAGGUCCCAGAAAUACCCCCUGAGCUGAAAAGUCUCAAUACUCUGGAGUCCCAACUGAUAGCCAAGAGAAUACCAUUCAUGAAAGUUGCAGCUCUCCCGAAAGGGGCGGUACGUCAAUCGAUGCAGACUGGGCUACUUCUUGGAAUGAAGAAGGAGGCCUUGUUGAACCAUCUGAUGCUGAACAAGGAGGGAAUGGCACCUUAG
Messenger RNA from Branchiostoma floridae (Florida lancelet), 1021 nucleotides. RefSeq lists its product as uncharacterized. The record is from RefSeq and is a predicted model, not a curated record. Lineage: Eukaryota; Metazoa; Chordata; Leptocardii; Amphioxiformes; Branchiostomatidae. Bases 212 to 1021 code for a protein of 269 amino acids. The transcript has 5 exons.